Silurus meridionalis is the source of this 3052-nucleotide messenger RNA. It is a transcript of the gene kif28, whose product is annotated as kinesin family member 28. Gene Ontology annotation, biological process: microtubule-based movement; cytoskeleton-dependent intracellular transport. The transcript has 23 exons. The coding region runs from base 69 to 3047 and encodes 992 amino acids. Gene Ontology annotation, molecular function: microtubule motor activity; ATP hydrolysis activity; ATP binding. NCBI's taxonomy places the organism in Eukaryota, Metazoa, Chordata, Actinopteri, Siluriformes, Siluridae. The record is from RefSeq and is a predicted model, not a curated record. Gene Ontology annotation, cellular component: microtubule; kinesin complex.
UCUAUAGCAGGAGAUCUUCCACUCCAACCCAUAGAGAGCGUGAUGCUGAGAGUCGCUGUAUCAUUACUAUGAGCAGUAACAGUGUGAGUAUUGAGGAACCUCGCAGUCAACAUCGACGCACCUUCACCUUCCACUUCACCUUCUGGUCACACAGCGGCUUCACCAAGAACUCAGAUGGACUAUUAGUGCCUGAGGACGUUGGGGGACGCUAUGCUGACCAGGCUUGUGUAUUUGCCGGAUUGGGGCAGGGGAUUGUGGAUAAUGCUCUGCAGGGCUACAAUGCCACGCUGCUGGCGUACGGUCAGACAGGCUCAGGGAAAAGUUACUCCAUGAUGGGCUUCGGAGCCAACAAGGGCCUCGUCCCAAAUCUGUGUCAGUCGCUCUUCACCUACAUCACAGCCAAUCAGGACAGAUGCCAAUGCCAGGUUUUCUUCAGCAUGUUAGAAAUCUAUAAUGAGCAGGUGAUCGAUCUGUUGUCGAGGUUGAGUCGUUCAGCCGGUGGUCUGCGUGUACGUGAGGAUCAGCAGCGUGGUUUUUAUGUGGAGGGGCUGCGCAGAGUGGCCUGUGACAGUGCUGUACAGGUGGAGCAGCUGAUGGAGCAGGGAACUCGAACACGCACCACCGCCGCCACACACCUGAACGCCAACAGCAGUCGCUCACACAUGCUCAUCAUCAUCCAGCUCAAACAGAUCUUCUCAAAGGAGUGCAUCACUAAAGAGUCCAACAUUAACCUGGUUGACCUGGCAGGAAGUGAAAGGCAAAGGUCAUCAGGGUCAGAGGUCGAUCGCCUUAAAGAGGGAACGGCUAUUAAUCUCAGUCUCACUACUCUGGGGAACGUGAUCAGUGCCCUUGCGGAAGUGGCGUUGGGAAGGAAAGCGGUGUAUAUUCCCUACAGAGACUCCAUCCUCACUAAACUCCUGCAGUCUGCGCUGGGAGGAAACAGUCGCACCGUCAUGAUCGCAACUCUGAGUCCAGCUGAUAUCUGCUACGAGGAGUCACUCUCCACUCUCCGCUACGCUGAAAGAGCGAAGCGAAUCCAGAACAAGGCAGUGGUGAACGAGGGCCCAACGGAGAAACUGGUUAAAGAACUGAAGGCUGAAAAUGCGAAACUGUUGCUGAAGCUCAGUAAACUGGAUCAGAAUGCAAGAGGGGGCGAUCAGGAGAUGAAGGAUCUGAGGCGUAUUCUAACUCACAAUGAGCUGCAGAUCCGAGCGAUUCAGACACUAUGGGAGCAGCAUCUUCAGGAAGCUCUGAAAGACUGGGAGACCCAGUACACCACCAUCACACAGGAGCGAAGGAUGAUGCAGAUGUUUCCCUACAUGCUGAACAUUAAUGAAGAUGCACAACUUUCUGGAGUCAUCAAGCUCUUCAUUCAGGAGGGUGAGUGGGAGGUGGGUUUAGCAGACGCUUCACCCAGAGCGAUUUCUGUUAGAGGACUGGGUAUUCAGGAGAGACAUGCCAUCUUCUCCAAUCAUCAGCAGCGAGUGACGGUCAGACCAGUGUCUGGGUCACAGAUCACAGUGAAUGGCAUGUCCAUAUCUCAGACAACUGAGCUGCAGCAUUUGGACCGUGUGAUCCUGGGCUCCAACAGCACCUUCCUGUUUAUGGGUUUUCCGUCUGAGCGGGUCGGAGACGAUUGGAGUCGUUAUGAUUACGACUUUUUUCAGUCUGAGCUUGCGGCGGCAGAGGGAGUUCACCUGCACACACUGUGUGACACACCUGGACCGAGGUCCCAGGAGCCCAACCCUAGUCUCCUAGCCGCUUUUUACGAUUACAUCAAACUGAUGCCGAUGGUGACCGAAGCAAACCAGAUGAGUCAGGAACUGAAUAAGGGGGUGGAGUUUAAGUUGGAGAUUAAGAACUUGGCGAUGUCUGACUCUAAAGGUCAUGACCUGGAGAAGGAGAUUGUGGUCAGAGUUACGAGCGUUCAGAGCAAACAGGUAUGGUUGUGGUCCAAAGCUAAGUUCAUUAACCGUAAGUUCCUGAUGGAGGAAGUGUACCAGCGAGGAGCAUCACUGCCUGCUCUGUCCCAGGAUCAAGACCCCUUCUGGGACCCAGUAGAGCCUCUACACCUGGGCAGUGCUCACCUGUGGCUGCAUUCACUGGCCUUUCGCCUCGCUGUGGAUGAGCUGGUGGAGGUGGUGGGACCUGAGGGCACCGAGGAGGCCAUGUUGCAUGCACGCAUCGUUCCCUGCAGCCCAGAAGGAUUGCCACUGGGAGAGGACGAUAUCCUGAUCGACCCCACAGAGCUGCUUGGAAAGAGACUGGAUUUAAAUCUGAUCCUGGAUCAGUGCUGCGGGCUGCGCUGGGUCAAAGAGGUCCGAACCCGCGGCAUACAGAUCGGAUUCCAGAUGUUUGACUGCACAGAGCCGCUCUACACUCCGGUGGUGUGGCAGUGUGUGAACCCACAGCUGGAUUUCAGCGUUCAGUUCACAGCCCUGAACACAUCACACGCACUGCUCACUUACCUGCAGAGUAACGCUGUGGUCUUGCAGCUGUGGGGUCUACAGGAGGGAUGUUCUGACAUGACCUCAUGUCUGUACAGUGUGAAGAAAUCUCCAGAAAACCCUGUCCUCAUAGACACAGCAGAGGACUGUGAGCACACGAGUGUCGAUAGCUCAAUGUCAGAUCCGAGUGUGUGUCUGCGAGUUCUACAUGAAGAUCUGGAGCAGCUGAAGAACACCAAUGCAGCAUUGAGGAAAGAGAAUGACACACUGAGAGAACAGCUCAACACACACACACGACACGGUAUAGAGAGUGCUCGAGGGCGCAGGAGAAGUCUAAAGUCCAGCUGUGAUGCUGAAUUCGCUCGAGCACUGAAAGUGUUUUACCACAGCAUGACAUCGGUCCGAGCUCAGCUGCAGCGACUGCGCAGGCACAGACCAAGUGAGGAGGUGGACCUGCAGGGUUUGAGAUUCUUCAUGGAUGAGCACACACACCUGCUGAAAGAGUUCAGUGAGCAGUUGGAACAGUGUGUUUGUGCACUCAAGCAGGAAGUGGCAGCCAUCGUUCGAAAGAAGAGAGAGAAAUCUGCAACCUGGUCUUAAUAAAC